This is a messenger RNA of Paramecium pentaurelia, 1424 nucleotides long. Lineage: Eukaryota; Ciliophora; Oligohymenophorea; Peniculida; Parameciidae. The record is from the annotation of a GenBank genome assembly.
AUGAACAAGGAUCAUCCAGUUGUUAUUGAUAAUAGAUAUCUACUUGCUACUCUUCAUUAUCAAGGACGUCAUUCUAACUUUUACAAUGCUGUAGAUAUAUAACAGGAAUAAAAAUAGAUCUUAAUAUAAAUAGUAUUAUGAAGUAAAUAUCAUUAUUAGAUAACUGAUUCAUUAUGUAUUUGUAAAUUAUUUAAACGAUUGGAGUAAUGUAAUAUUGUUAUAUUAUUAAAAUAUAGUGAUUGAUUGUAGAGACAAAUCUAAUGAUCAUCAUAACAGAAUGUCAAGAUUCAUUCCAAUACCAAGGAUUUAUAAGAUGGGAACUAUAGUAGUUUAAGACAUUACUUAUCAUUAUAUUGCAUGGCAAAAGAGUGGACCUUCUUUGAAAUUAUGUUUUAAAUUGAUGAAAUAUAAAUUUUCUCUGAAAACUAUCAUGUUGGUAGCACUUAAAAUGGUAAUUAUAAUUUAAAAAUCAGCAUGAAGAUUACUAAUUUAUAGUAAAUUCAUAAUUUAAACAUUUUACAUAGAAAUCUGAGAUUAUCUUGUAUAAUGACAACGAACCAUUCAAAUUUAUUAAUCACUAACUUUGAUGACCAUGUAGAGUUUCUUAAUAAAGAAGGUAAAAUAUCAAACAAGGCAAAAUUAAUUCAUGUAAAAACAAAUAAAUUUAGUAGUAUUGGAUAACAUCUACAAUAAAGUACAUUAAAUAAUUUAAUAAGUUAGUACCAUCUCCACGAGAUGAUUUAGAAUCUCUUGGUUAUCUUAUAUUAUAUUUAUUAAGUUAAGGGAAAUUACCAAAUAAAUGUUAAACAAAGGAUUAAAAUAUCAGAGAUAAAUUUUAUAUGGAAUUCAAAAGAUAAUUUCUACCAGAAAAAGAAUUGAAAUAAUAUCCAGAACCAUUUUUGUAAUUCUUUUAAAAUGUAUUCAAAUUGGGAUUUAAAGAAAUUCCUAAUUAUGAAAUUUUAAAAUAACCCUUUAUUUAAUAUCUAGGUAGAUAAGAAUAAGAUUAUAAUUUUGAUUGGUCAGAAGUAUUCAAACCUCUUGUUGAAUAAACAGCAACUUCAGAAAUCUCACUUAAAGAUAAAACAGGUACUUUUGAAUCCUUAAUGAUGAUUAAUAAUAAAAAUGAACCUUGUAAAGUUAAUUCAUCUGCUCCAACAAGUCCAACUACAUAAUAACAUAUGAAUAAGCCAAAAAAACCUUCAAGAUUUACUCUAGCACCUAUAUUAGAAAGAAAUGAAUCUUAAAUGACUAGCUUAAAUAAUUGUGAUUCUAAUGCAGCAUCUCCAAGAUUUAAUCAUAAAAUACAAAAUCUAAAAUUUGAUAAUUUAUAAUAGGAUUCUUCUUCAGGUGAAAUUAGUCCAAUUGAUGAACCUACUGUUGAUUAACUUCCCAAUUUUGAAUACCAUCAACAUGAUACUAUGUGA